GUUAGCGAACGUAAUUACAUACGAGAUGGAGCGUUAACGUGACCACUAAAUGCUGAGUUGGGGUGCGAUGGGACAGGAAAAGGGGCUGACUAAAAAUGUGGAAAGGUUUAAAAAGACGGUGCGUACAGUGAGCAGUAAAAAGCUGAUCGGCAAUAACUGAGCCAGUGAAUCAGUUGGGUAUCGCAAAUGGAGAAAAAUCUUUAAGGUUUCUUUAUUGACUGUGAUGUUAACUCGAGUUUUUCUGUCAGAACAGGGGAUACAAAGCACUAAAACUGCAAUAAUGCAUUUAAAAACCCACAUUUAACCCUCCUGUUGUCCUCAUUUACAGCACGAAAAAAUAUUGUUCCCUUGUCUGGGAAAAAAAAAUCCAAAAAUUCAGCAAAAAAUUCCCCAAAUUUAUAAAAAAGAAAAUGGCAAAAUCUUCAGGAAGAUUCCUUAAAGGUUUCCCUUAAAUUUUUUUUAAUUCCCCAAAUUUGGCAAGAAAUAAAAAUUUUAAAAAUAAAAAUUUUAAAUAUUUUCAAAAAAUCUUCCCAAAAAGUGAGUAAAAAUAUCAAAAGUGAUUCCACACUUAUCAGUAAAAGUUCUAAUAUUUUCUGAAUUUUUUUCCCCGAAUAUUCUUCAAGAAACAUUUUUUAACAUUUCUUUUUUUUCCACCAAAAAUGUUCAAAAAUUUCCCCAAAAUGUUGAAAAUGUGGAUUUUUUCACUGUGAUUUUUUCCCCCCACAUUUUCAGACUUUAAAACCCGCAGGACAACACGAGCGUUAAAGUAGCAUGUUGUAGGAUUUCCUACAGAAACCAACAGAAGCUAAUGAAAAGUGUGAUUGUUGACCAAAACCAUCGGCAUUAAUCUGCUGCUUAAUCAGCUCUCUGUCUUUUUGGGAAAGUUUUUAACAGGAUUUUGGAAAGUGGCUGACACUCUUUUGCAGUCGGCAGGCCAACAAAUCUGCAUGCUUCAGUCCCAUUAUCUCCCCAUUGCUGAACCUGAAGUGCAGAUAAAGCUAAAAACCUAAUCAAGUUCCAGUUAGAUACUGUUUCAGCAAAGAUGCAGUGGUGCAUAUAAGCAGGUAAACAACACCUAUACGUAUCUGAAAUAGCCACAGAUAAGCAUCAGUGCACAUGUUGCAGUCAAUCAUGUUGAAGUCUCUCAUCUAAUCUGGGGUUUAUUAAGGCAGUGCCUCGCCUCCAGGCAACAUAAAUACCAGCACUGGACCAAGCUUGUGUCCCUGCAUCCUUUACACUACACUGUUCUACAUUUAUUGUCUGCCAAUUUGUCCGAGCGUGCAAAUUUAUUUGCCGUCAAUGGAAUGAGAAAACCUUCUGCUAACCGUCCCACAAUGCGAUACGCUGCAUUUUACAAAUGCCAAAAUGCCUGAAGCAUGAUUCUAGCUGACAGCGAAGACAAAAUAAUGAUUAGUCCAUUUCAAUUUACUGCUUGCUUCAUUAUAUCGUGAACAAGGGCGAAAACUGCGGACACAAAUCCUAAAAAUAAAAAAAAAUAAAAAACACAGCCUGAGGGACAAAGUAAAGAUAUGUCAUCGUCUGAUUGAUGUUCCAUAACCUGCAAUUUUUUUGGAUCGAUGGUUCUGAAAGUGGAGGUUGUGGCAUGAUUUACAGAAUCAAACAAACAUGAAAAGUCAUUAGCAGUAGCAUAUUUUUGCCGUAAUUGUUAAAAAGCUCUUUAUUAUACAAACACAAGAAUCCCGUCACCUCCUACAUACUGUUUACUCAAUCCGUACCACAGAUUACUUUGAUGUAUUCAGCUACUACACUAUAACGUAACACAAAAGAUUUGAAAUUAAGUUUUCAGGCCGUUUUAGUUGGAAAAAAUAGAAGUAAAAAGUGCAGAGUGCAUGCACAGCAGCCAGUGUUCAUAUGGAAGCUAUUUCCCUACAUUUAAUACAUCCAGAAAUGGCAGAAUAAACACUUCCUCCUUCUGAACUACAAUAAAAUAAAGCCUUAAAAUGAUUUAUUUUGUGUUAAAUCACUUUGAAUGGGGGAAAAAAUGCUAUUCUCCAUAAACUAAUAAAAAACAUCUUCCAAUUUGGCCUGGACAUAAACCUCAUAACACCACCGAACGCUGAAACUGAAUUACAGGCGGAUCCAGUCAGACGUGGUGAUAUUGCUCCAUGCAUCACGGCUCUAUAGCUUGUCCACUGAAGUCGGUGUGUACCUGACUGUCUUACGAGGCUGGCAUGCCUGAACACAGUUAAACUGAGGAGGAAACUGUAGAUUAUCAAAUUCCUCAUGUGUAGACCAGCUGUGCCUGCGUGUUGUGAGUGUUCACGGUUGGACAGAAGCUGUGGUUUGGCCCUCGGUGAGGCCUGAGAAGUGCUUAUGUGGCACCUCCACUCCCCUUCAUUACUUCCUUCUGUUUUCUUUCCUCCGUCUCCUGUGUAGUUGUUUUCAGGAGUUGGUGUUUGCAACCCGAAAACAAAUCCAGUCUGAACAUUUAUAGAGAUAAUUAGCAAUCAUUAGGGGUCUUCGAUUUUUAAAAAAAACAAAAAAACACUUGAGGCGACUGUUUUCAUCCCCCUCCACGUCUCCAUCGCUAAUCCGAGGCCUCCCACCUUCUCUCUCUUCCUGUCUUUAAUUACGGUGCCUCCAAUUGGUUGAAACUUUCAGCCAAUCAGGCGUCUCGUAGAGGUGGCCCUUGACCCCCCCUCAGGUGGUCCAUCUGAGCCUUUUUGUGUGCCACAGAUGACGGCUUGGUUUAAAACCUUGCAGGAUCCUUCAGUCAGGGCAGUCUGUAGGAAGGGCUGCAGGUAACCGGGUGCACGAGGACUCGCUAUCAUCAUACAUUUACACACAAACACACACACACACCUGCUGGACCGAGUCGUCGUGGUCACUUCUUUUGAGUCCACCUCUGGAUCUGCAGAUUAAAAACCAACCACAGGUAAGAGACUAAAGCAGUGAGGGUGGAUUUUUGGUACAUUUUUAGGUGCUUUCCAUGGUUUCAAGUUGAGGUUGGAGUCAAGUUUGAGAGCCGAGAAACACCUGGUUCUGUUUUACGACGGCAAACCAGUAGCUUCAGGGGUCUGUGUGGCGGCAUGUUUGUCUAAAGACACCAAAGCAGGGGUCAUUAGCUCUCCAGGUAAACACCAGCACAGGUAGGGGUUGGAAAGGAAAUGUCUUAGUUUCAUUUUUGGAAGCGCAAAAACAAACCACUGUGAGAAAUUCGUGAAAAUAGCUUAAAUAGUGGAUAAAAAUGGUCAUUUACGACCCUGACUGGCUCAACCUGAGCUCUAUUUUUUCACAAUAAUGACAGAAUUUGUGCACAUGGAGUGAAAAAUGAACAUAGUAGUCGAAUUUAGUGAGUAGUGACUUGUUUGGAGAUGUAAAUCCUCAUUUAGACCAUCUCUAUCUUUGCUAUCGGCAGGAUUUGAGGAGGUCCAGUCAUGGCUGAAAGGAGGAGAAGCAGCUUCUCCGGUGUGUGGAUCACCGCUCUGCUGGCCGUGAUGCUGCUGCCUGCGUUCCUGUCUGCUGGACCAGUUGUGAAAAAGUCCAAAGGAGAUGCGGGGGAAAGUAUCCAGGAGAGGGCAGCUGAUGCAGCGUUACACAGGAGGCUGAUCCGCAACCGCAGGAACAUCAGCUGGUACAAGCAGCACUCCGACUUCUGGAACUGGUACAAGUUCUUCACCGACAACGGCAACCAGGAGGCGGUCCAGGAGAUGGAUCGCAUCUACCUGGCCUACCUCCAGAACAAGAACCGUGCAGAGGGGCGUCGCUCCUACAAGGCCUACCUGCGCCACCUCGGGGAGAUCUACAAGUCCUGCGCCGACUCCGACGACCCCAACUGUGUGGCUUCCCACACAACCAGGCCCAAACCAGAGCCCCCUAAACCUGCACCGGUGAAAACCUGCGACCCCACCAAAGACUCCUAUUGCCUCUACAUUGCUCUGGUCCAGGGCAAGAGCCCCUACCAGCCCCUGGUGCUCCCAGCUGCCACCCCCGCCCCGGCACCAGCCAAGGUUCCCGCCCCUCUGUACGUUCGCUCUGCAGCUCCAGCCAAAGAGCCCCAGUCAGGGUAUAUGUACUACGCUCCAUCUGCAGUGUCUUUCCUCUCCAAGGAGCAGAAGGCCGAGCUGCUGCGUAUCUGCUCUGCUGAUGAUGUGGAGUGUCUGCAGUACCAUCUGAGAGCUGCCCACGGCUACACUCCCUCCGCUGGCCCUCUCCCUUCAUACGCCCACCUUGGCUGUGACCCCAAGACAGAUCCCACCUGCAAACUUAAUCUGGUGCAGAAAGCCCCUUCUGGUCUCUAUGUGCAGUACCCCAACUGUGAUCCUCGGGAUCCCUUCUGUGCCUAUGGUGCCUCCCUUGUGGCUCCCCGUGCUCCUAACCCUGCUGGUCCUGGAUCCUGUAACCCUCUUUUUGAAGAAGGCUGCAACCCUCUUACCGCUACCAAGUUUGCUACUCCCCCAGAGGCGUACAAAGCUCAAGAAAAAGAGGCCGCUGCGCUUCGUGUUGAGCAGAACAGCGACCCCUAUGCCAUGUAUAGGGAUACUUAUGCUAAUGCUAACAGAGUCAAUGAUCAUUACGCUAUGUACCGGCAGGCUAGCGCCCCGGCUUCUCCUCCAGCUAGCGACCCAUAUGCCAUGCUGCGCAAAUACAUGGGCCAAGCUCAGGCUACUGACCCUUAUGCUCCACGCAUGGAGGCUGCUCCUGAGUCCAACCCCAACGAUCCCUUCUCUGCUAUCCGUGAGGCGGCGGCUGCCAUGCACCGCCGUGGCCCUCCCAUCCCCAGGCAGCAGUUCCCGUUCUCCAAUCCCAGUUAUGAGGAGCCUCCCCAGGAGGAGCGCCACCCUCUGGGACCCCCAGGUAAAACCAAGGAAGGCCACGACUGCUUCAUCGGCUACGACCGCGAAUGCUUCCCCGUGAAGCCUACCGAGCCUCGCUCUGGGGUCCACCGCCGCAUCCCCUACCCCGCCGAGGCGUACGAGCCCCACCUGAACGCCGACGGCACCCGCAACGGAGUCCUGGAGCCCUCCAACCCACACUGCGACCCCGAGUAUGACCGCGACUGCCGCCUGCGACGCUUCGAGCCCGAACAGACCCACGCCAACGCCCAGCCUGGGCAUCACGCCGAGGAGCACAGCCAGGGAGCUGCAGAUAGCGAGCAGCAGGAACAGGAGCAGUACGAGACGGAACCAUACCAGAGCGGCCAGGAGGAGCCUCACAUGCCCUACCAGCCACUCUCACAGGGGAUGACCAGCCUCCAGGACAUACUGAGGCACUAUGGAGACCAGUUCCCCGAUCAGGAUGUUCACAGAGCUUACGCAGAUGACUACCGCAAGAAAUAAACACGCUGAAACACACACAUGCAUGCAGAUGGACAUGAAUACACAGUCCCAUGCGUUCUUGUAGCUCAGCCCUUGAACGCCUCAUGCAGCGAGCAUCCAGUUCCAACUGGACCAGAUAUGGGACACUGGUGAAGUUUAUGGACCCAAUGAGCGAGUACAUGUACGUACAUCCAAACAUAGCCUCCUGCUGUAGGAGCAUACUCAGAAACGAUGCUGGAACACCCUCGGCUUUUAUUUGCUUUAGACCUGUUGCUUUGGCGUAUUGCUUCUCUACUUUCCAACUCCAACCUCCUCCAUCCACUCAAAUGUGUGUAAAUGACUUCUUCAACCUCAGCUUUGCUUCUGUAUCUAUGCAUCUCACUUUUCAAAGUUUGUUGCUUUUUUAUCCUUGGAUUUUAUGUAAAGAUUUUUUUUUCAUUUUGAAUGUUCCAAUAAAAAGCUCUAGAAAGCU
Messenger RNA from Acanthochromis polyacanthus (spiny chromis), 5751 nucleotides. RefSeq names its product actinodin1 (gene and1). Bases 3399 to 5300 code for a protein of 633 amino acids. Lineage: Eukaryota; Metazoa; Chordata; Actinopteri; Pomacentridae. The record is from RefSeq and is a predicted model, not a curated record. The transcript is spliced from 6 exons.